Molecule: messenger RNA, 222 nt
Organism: Gongylonema pulchrum
Lineage: Eukaryota; Metazoa; Nematoda; Chromadorea; Rhabditida; Gongylonematidae
Source: the annotation of a GenBank genome assembly
AUGGUAUCAGUGCAUUUGAAUUUAAGGAGUAAUGAUGAUCUCUUUGUGAUGCUGGCUGUUAUGGAACUUGGCAAGGAUGCGUACUUCAUGACGAACGAUUUUUUCAUCAAUCAUCGAGGGAUGUUGUCGCCGAGUGGACAGUCUCUGUUUGAUAGAUGGGUUGACCAAAGGGCUGUUCGUCUGGAUGUUAUCGCCCGACAACUUGCCGUAAGUUUUGGAUGA